Messenger RNA from Bombina bombina (fire-bellied toad), 4622 nucleotides. RefSeq names its product bile salt export pump. The transcript is spliced from 29 exons. Gene Ontology annotation, biological process: transmembrane transport. The record is from RefSeq and is a predicted model, not a curated record. Gene Ontology annotation, molecular function: ABC-type transporter activity; ATP hydrolysis activity; ATP binding. NCBI's taxonomy places the organism in Eukaryota, Metazoa, Chordata, Amphibia, Anura, Bombinatoridae. Gene Ontology annotation, cellular component: membrane. The coding region runs from base 152 to 4186 and encodes 1344 amino acids.
AGUUGUAAAUAAUCUUCUCUUACUCUCAAGCCAACCACCAGCUAUGGACAUACAAAUCUCCCUCUAACUAAAACCAAGAGGAUAUUUUUGUUGGGAUACAAACAUAUACAAUUUGCAGUUACUGACUCUGUGACAGAAAUACAAGUACAUCAUGUCAGUUACCCUACGCAGUAUUAAGAAGCUUGGGGAAGACAAUAAAUCAUUUGACUCAGAUGAAUCAGAUACUCUGAAGAAAAAUGAUACCUAUGGAAAUGGGAACGCUUCAUCAAAAAAAGAAAAAAAAACAAAGGACAAGGAAAGUGAUGGAAUGCGAGUUGGCUUCUUUCAGCUGUUUAGAUUUUCUUCCUGCUCGGAAAAGGUGAUGAUGGUUUUUGGAGGACUUUGUGCAGUAAUUCAUGGAGCAGCUCAGCCUUGCAUGCUGCUUGUCUUUGGUGUGAUGAUAGACACAUUUAUAAUGUAUGAUGUAGAAUUACAAGAACUUAGAAAUCCCAACAAGACAUGCACAAACAACACAAUUGUGUGGAUUGAUGGAACAUUUCAAGAAGAAAAUGAGACUUUAAGUUGUGGAAUGUUGGAUAUUGAAAAGGAAAUGACAAGAUUUGCAAGUUAUUAUGCAGGAAUUGGAUGCUCAGUCCUAAUUCUUGGAUACGUUCAAAUUUGUUUUUGGGUGACUGCCGCAGCUCGUCAGAUUCAGAGAAUACGAAAGAUGUACUUUAGAAAAGUGAUGAGGAUGGAAAUAGGGUGGUUUGACUGCACUUCAGUAGGUGAACUGAAUACCCGUAUGUCUGAUGAUAUAAAUAAAAUUAAUGAUGCUAUUGCUGAUCAAGUGGGAAUCUUUAUUCAGAGAUUUACGACAUUCCUGUUUGGCUUCCUGUUAGGAUUUGUCAAUGGCUGGAAAUUAACCUUGGUCAUUAUUGCAGUAAGCCCUCUGAUUGGUAUUGGAGCUGCUCUAAUGGCGCUGGCUGUAGCAAAACUUACUGGCAGAGAGUUGCGAGCUUAUGCCAAAGCUGGUGCUGUUGCUGAUGAAGUACUUUCGGGUAUCAGGACAGUGGCUGCUUUUGGAGGAGAGCUCAAAGAAGUUGAAAGAUAUGACAAAAACCUGGUGUAUGCCCAGCGCUGGGGAAUAAGGAAAGGAGUGAUUAUGGGAUUCUUUACUGGAUAUAUGUGGUUUAUUAUAUUUCUUUGCUACGCUCUGGCCUUCUGGUAUGGUUCAAAGUUGGUCCUUGAGGAAGAGGAAUACUCUCCUGGAAACCUUUUGCAGGUAUUUUUUGGAGUAUUGGUCGGUGCUUUAAAUCUUGGUCAGGCAUCUCCUUGCUUACAGGCCUUCGCUUCCGGUCGUGGAGCAGCAACUAAUAUAUUUGAGACCAUUGAUAAAGAGCCAACAAUUGAUUGCAUGUCAGAAGAAGGAUAUAAGCUGGAUAAAGUAAAAGGAGAAAUUGAAUUUCAUAAUAUUUCUUUCCACUACCCAUCCAGACCAGAAGUAAAGAUUUUAGAAAAAUUAAACAUGAUUAUUAAAUCAGGUGAGACAACAGCCUUUGUAGGCCCAAGUGGAGCAGGAAAAAGUACUACAAUUCAGCUUAUUCAGCGAUUCUAUGAUCCUGAUGAGGGUAUGGUGACAUUAGAUGGGCAUGACGUUCGUUCCCUUAAUAUUCAGUGGUUGCGUUCUUUGAUUGGUAUUGUGGAGCAAGAGCCAGUUCUGUUUGCUACCACAAUUGCUGAGAACAUUCGGUUUGGUAAGGAAAGUGCAACAAUGGAAGACAUUGUGAAUGCUACAAAAGAAGCCAAUGCCUACAACUUUAUCAUGGAUCUACCUCAGCAAUUUGACACUCUUGUGGGAGAGGGUGGAGGUCAAAUGAGUGGAGGACAGAAGCAAAGAAUUGCCAUUGCCCGAGCUCUGGUCAGGAAUCCCAGAAUCCUCCUGCUAGAUAUGGCCACAUCUGCGCUGGAUAAUGAGAGCGAAGCCACAGUGCAAGAGGCCCUUGACAAAGUUCGUUUUGGUCGUACAACCAUCUCUAUUGCACAUCGGUUAUCAACAAUUAAAAAUGCUGAUGUCAUCAUUGGCUUUGAGCACGGAAGAGCUGUAGAGAGAGGAACACACGAUGAACUUCUAGAGAGGAAAGGAGUUUAUUUUACUUUGGUGACAUUACAAAGUCAAGGGGAUAAAGCACUCAAUGAAAAGAAAGAUACCAGUAGCAAAGAAUUUGAGGAGCCUAAACUCGAGAAAGUUCAGUCUUUUAAAAGAGGAAGCUAUCGGGCAAGUCUGCGUGCUUCUAUUCGUAUGCGAUCAAAAUCUCAGCUGUCUAAUAUUGUACCAGACAGUAGCUUGUUAAUAGUGGGGGAUACCUCAGAUGCCUAUCAUCACAGCUCAGAGUAUGAGGAGACAAAAAAAAGACCAAAGGAAGCUUUGGAUGAUGAUGAUGACCACGUAGAGCCAGCUCCAGUAGCCAGAAUAUUAAAAUACAAUGCUCCAGAAUGGCCUUAUAUGUUAUUUGGUUCAAUUGGUGCAGCAGUGAACGGUGCUGUAAAUCCCCUCUAUGCCCUGCUGUUUAGUCAGAUUCUUGGGACAUUCUCGCUGCCAAAUGAGGAAGAGCAACGGGCGCAGAUUGAUGGAAUCUGUGUGCUUUUUGUGCUUAUUGGUGCUGUAUCAUUUUUAACACAGUUUUUGCAGGGUUAUACUUUUGCAAAGUCUGGUGAACUGCUUACACGACGGCUCCGUAAGAUUGGCUUCCAUGCUAUGCUGGGUCAGGAGGUUGGAUGGUUUGAUGACCCCAAGAAUAGCCCUGGAGCACUGACCACAAGGCUUGCAACAGAUGCAUCACAAGUUCAAGGGGCCACUGGAUCACAGAUUGGAAUGAUUGUAAACUCAUUUACAAACAUCGGAGUUGCACUUAUUAUUGCUUUCUACUUCAGCUGGAAAUUGAGUCUCGUGAUAUUGUGCUUCUUACCUUUCCUGGCGCUGUCAGGUGCUCUGCAAGCGAGAAUGUUGACAGGAUUUGCUAAUCAAGAUAAGCAUGCAAUGGAAUCAGCUGGAAGGAUAUCAAGUGAAGCUCUUGGGAACAUCAGGACUAUUGCUGGAAUUGCAAAAGAAAAUAAAUUUGUGCAAAUGUAUGAAGAGCAGCUGGAAGCUCCUUACCGAUCAGCUAUCAAAAAAGCAAAUGUCUAUGGACUUUGCUUUGGUUUUGCUCAGUGCAUUGUGUUCAUUGCAAAUUCUGUUUCAUACAGAUAUGGUGGAUACUUAGUAGAUAAAGAAAAUCUUCAUUACAGCUUUGUUUUCAGAGUAAUAUCUUCAAUUGUGACCAGUGGCACUGCUUUGGGAAGAGCAUCAUCUUAUACUCCAGAUUAUGCAAAAGCUAAAAUCUCUGCUGCACGGUUCUUUAAACUAGUAGAUCGUGUCCCCAAAAUUAGUUUAUAUAACAAUGAAGGCGAGAAAUGGAAUAAUUUUAAAGGUGGCAUUGAAUUUAUUAACUGCAAGUUUACAUACCCUACCCGUCCUGAUAUCCAAGUGUUGAAUGGACUCAAUGUCUCUGUACAACCAGGACAGACUCUUGCUUUUGUGGGAAGCAGUGGUUGUGGAAAAAGUACAAGUGUGCAGCUUCUGGAAAGGUUUUAUGACCCUGACCAUGGAACAGUUCUAGUGGAUGGACAUAACACCAAGAAUAUUAGUGUCUCCUUUCUCCGAUCAAAAAUUGGAAUUGUGUCUCAAGAGCCAGUAUUGUUUGACUGCAGUAUUGCGGAUAACAUUAAAUAUGGUGAUAAUACCAGAAAUAUCUCAAUGGACCAAAUUAUUGCAGCAGCAAAGAAAGCCCAGCUGCAUGAUUUUGUGAUGGAACUGCCAAAUAAAUAUGACACCAAUGUUGGAGCACAUGGAUCUCAGCUGUCUCGAGGCCAGAAGCAGCGCAUUGCAAUUGCUAGAGCUAUAAUUAGAGACCCUAAAAUCCUGCUGCUUGAUGAGGCAACAUCUGCGUUGGAUACAGAGAGUGAAAAGACUGUUCAAGCUGCGCUGGAUAAAGCAAGAGAAGGCCGUACUUGCAUCGUGAUCGCACAUCGUCUGUCAACAAUUCAGAACUCAGAUAUCAUUGCAGUUAUGUCUCAAGGAUUUGUGAUUGAACAAGGAAACCAUGAACAAUUAAUGGAAAAGAAAGGAGCCUAUUACAAACUUGUGACAACUGGAGCACCAAUUAGUUAACAUCCUAAAGGAAAUAAAAACAAUAAUGUUUAAAAUAUGUUUUUAUUUAACCCUUGUGUUGCAGUUUUCUUUGUCAGACACAGGGUUAAAGCAGUGCAAUAGUAUGCCAGCUGCUAUUACAGCUUAUUUUUUUAUAAGUUGUUAUUCAACUUAUUUAUAUGCAAAUCUGGUUAUCUAUAAUGUUAUGCUGCCAUAUUGCUGAAAACAAUUCCAAAUAAAUGCAAUGCUAAGUAUUACAUAAGCACAUUCCUUCUAACUCCUGGCAAGUUCACACACUGGGAAUGAGAGAAUAAGUGUAGUAUUGAUAUUUAUCUGUAAUUCCUCGGCAAUAAACAAUAUAAUGAACACUGCACAUUGUAUAAAGGUGAAUACAAAUACCUUUGUUCCAAGUUCCAACAGAAGAAAAUAAAAUGUCAAUAAAUGUUUGUCAACAGCA